Messenger RNA from Panthera uncia (snow leopard), 1261 nucleotides. RefSeq names its product N-acetylglucosamine-1-phosphate transferase subunit gamma (gene GNPTG). Gene Ontology annotation, cellular component: Golgi apparatus. The record is from RefSeq and is a predicted model, not a curated record. Lineage: Eukaryota; Metazoa; Chordata; Mammalia; Carnivora; Felidae. The transcript has 11 exons. The coding region runs from base 50 to 910 and encodes 286 amino acids.
GCGCCCACGUGACCUAACGGCGCCCAUGUGACGGCGCGCGCGGCCGGCGAUGGCGGCGAGGCCGGGGGGCUUCCUGCUGCUGCUGCUGCUGGGGCUCGCGGCGCGCGGGCCCGCUGCCGCCGCUGCCGCCAAGAUGAAGGUGGUGGAGGAGCCCAACUCGUUCGGGCUCAACAACCCGUUCCUGCCCCAGACCAGUCGCCUGCAGCCCAAGAGGGAUCCUUCCCCGCUGUCUGGGCCCGCGCACCUCUUCAGGCUCUCCGGCAAGUGCUUCAGCCUGGUGGAGUCCACGUACAAGUACGAGCUGUGCCCCUUCCACAACGUGACGCAGCACGAGCAGACCUUCCGCUGGAACGCUUACAGCGGGAUCCUGGGCAUCUGGCACGAGUGGGAGAUCUCUAACAACACCUUCAGGGGCAUGUGGAUGAGGGACGGCGACUCCUGCCGCUCCCGGAGCCGGCAGAGCAAGGUGGAGCUUACCUGUGGGAAAAGCAACCGCCUGGCACACGUGUCUGAGCCCAGCACCUGCGUCUACGCGCUGACCUUUGAGACGCCUCUGGUCUGCCACCCGCACUCCCUGUUAGUGUACCCGGCCCUGCCGGCGGCCCUGCAGCACAGGUGGGACCAGGUGGAACAGGACCUGGCUGACGAGCUGAUCACGUCCCAGGGCUACGAGAAGUUGCUCAGGGCGCUCUUUGAGGAGGCCGGCUACUUGAAGACCCCGGAGGACGGUGACUCCGUGCGGGAAGGAGGUGCCAAGGCCCUGGCGUUCCACACCCUGGAGAACUGCAGUGAGGCACACAGGGAGCUGUGGAAGGAGGUCAGGAGACUCCGGAGCGUGCUGACACAGCAUGGCAUCCCCUACGCGCAGGCCGCGGUUCCAAACAGCCGGAGGCCACAACGUGCCCCGUGAUCGCUAACACCGCACCCAGUGCUCCCGUCACCCGUGCGAGGGCGGUGGCCCAGCCCGUGAGGCCUGCGGGGUAGGGCCGCCACAGCCAAGACCCCGAGCAGAAAGGACCGGCUCAGGCGGGGCCGAGGGGCCCCGCAACGCUGCAGCCCUGCCUGGUCCGCCUGCUGUGCGGAGCCCGCCCGAGCCGCCUACGGGGAGCACGCGGGCUGUUCCCAGUUUGUCAUCUGACGAUGCCGAGGCUGGGGACCCACAAUAAAAACGUUGUUCUGUUUCCCAUAAAAGACCAAAGGUCUGAAAUGUGAAACAAGUGCAUAAAUAUUAAUAAAAAUAAAGAAUUUUAAACGGUGAUAA